This is a messenger RNA of Spirodela intermedia, 1062 nucleotides long. The record is from the annotation of a GenBank genome assembly. NCBI's taxonomy places the organism in Eukaryota, Viridiplantae, Streptophyta, Magnoliopsida, Alismatales, Araceae.
AUGGACAUCAAGAGAGUGAAGCUUUACGACGCCGAUCCGAACGUGCUGAGAGCCUUCCAGAAUUCUAAUGUGGAGUUCAUCGUCGCCAUAGACAACGGGAAGGUGGCGAGCGUGAUGGAUCCGACCAAGGCCCGGGCGUGGAUCGAGGAGAACGUCAAACCCUACCUCCCGCAAACCCUAAUCACUUCCAUCACAGUCGGAAACGAGGUCUUCUCGGGGAGCGACACCGUGCUCAUGUCCAAUCUCCUCCCGGCGAUGCAGUCCGUUUACCAAGCGCUCAAGGAGCUCGGUCUGGACAAGCAGGUGAACGUGACCACCGCGCAUUCCUUCGCCAUACUGUCUAGCUCCUUCCCUCCUUCGUCCGGUACCUUCCGACCAGAUCUAGCCGAGUACCUCCAGCCCCUGCUCAACUUCCACGCUGAGAUCAAGUCCCCGUUCUUCAUCAACUCCUAUCCCUUCUUCGCCUACAAGGCCAACCCCAGCGGCAUCUCCCUGGAUUACGCCCUCUUCCGUCCCAACUCUGGCGUGAGGGAUCCGAACACCAAUUUUAGCUACGAUAACAUGCUCUACGCCCAGAUAGAUUCUGUGUACUCUGCGGUGAAGGCCAUGGGGCACUCCGACAUCGACAUCCGUAUCUCCGAGACGGGGUGGCCAUCGAAGGGGGACUCCGACGAGUUCGGAGCCUCGCUAGAGAACGCCGCAACCUACAACAGGAACCUCCUGAAGAGGAUAUCCAUGGGGCAGGGCACGCCGAUGAAGCCGUCGGUGCCGAUUGACGUCUUCGUCUUCGCUCUGUUCAACGAGAACAUGAAGCCGGGGCCCUCGUCGGAGAGGAACUACGGCCUGCUCUACCCUGACGGCACUCCGGUGUACGACCUCGGCCUGCAGCAGGAUUAUCAGCCCACGUACUUCGCCUCCUCCUCCACCUCCAGGACGACGGUAAGAAGAAUUUCGAACGUGUUUCCUCUGGUCUUCUCCCAAGGGGAUUUGGAUUUUACAUGUCGUGCAUCGUUCUUUCCUCUUCGCAGGCGGCAGCUGCCCUCCUUCUCCAGAUGCUCCUGA